UGGACCAAGCGGACGUCCGGCUUUCGAUGACGGAGGUCUUGAACACUAGGGCAGCCACAAAACAGACAGCUAGAGUAGAAAACACCGUGGGAUUUCUGAAAGAACGCUUUAAUUGUUCAGUACUUUGUACGAGUUGAAACACAGCUACAGAGAAAGCAGCGCCUCGGUCCAUCCCUUUUUACACGCCAUCAAGAAACGCAGACCACGCGAUCGAAAAUGCUCGGCCGAGUCCUUCUUACCGUCGACUGCAUCGGCCUGCUGUUUGGCGCAAUCAUAGCCGACUGGAACGAGACUCAUGUCUACAACUCCAGGUGGCCUCCGCACGCAAAAUUCCACAACGCGCAGACCAUCACGCUCUCGGUGAUCCUAGGACUCGGGACGCUCUUCCUCACCUGGAGGCCGUACCUGCAAGACACCUCGGGUCCCAAACGGCUGAGUCCCGAGCUGGCGCGGGACUCGCUACGCAUGGCGGCGUUCACGGGAUCCAUCUACUGGAUCGCCGGGCUGGCGGCCGCCUUCUUUCCGGGGACCAGCGGGCUCGACCCCGAGUUUGGAGGGCCUGGGUUUCCCCAGAAAUGGCUAUUCAUGGGGUUCGGCGCUUGUGGUCUACUGGGAGGCGCAGUUCUGUCGUGAUUGCGAAUGCCCCCCCGAGUGUUUGCAAGUAACCCGGGCUGCGCCUGGUUCAUCAAAACUUGUCGGGAUCAAUUACCUACAAUACGCUAAAACAACAAAAAGGGUCACCCGCUAGUCCAAUAAGGAUGUUGCUCUUAUGUUUUUUUUUUGGUCUUUUCUUUUUGAGCCGCGCGAGCCGUCUUUAAUUCCGGUUUAUUUUUAUUUCCGAUGAAAAUGACGUUUCCGAAAUUGAUCGGAUUUUGAAUGAAUCUCCUUCCAUUUUUGUGCUAAGUUAGUGUAGCAUGAGGUUAUUCGAUUUGCCGUCUGCUCGGUAUGUGGGCGAAAUGUGCUCAGUCUAUGCUAGCAAAGGCCGCGUAAGUUGGC
Messenger RNA from Pyricularia oryzae 70-15, 996 nucleotides. RefSeq lists its product as uncharacterized. NCBI's taxonomy places the organism in Eukaryota, Fungi, Ascomycota, Sordariomycetes, Magnaporthales, Pyriculariaceae. Bases 217 to 633 code for a protein of 138 amino acids. The record is from RefSeq and is a predicted model, not a curated record. The transcript has 2 exons.